AUGUCGUCCCCCGCACCCCUCCUGCGGCCACCGAUUCCUGGCGCCCGCUCGCAAGGUGGCGCCCGUACACCUCGACUCGGCCUCUCGAUACCUCCGUCGCCGCAUGCACGGCCUGUGACAAACGGCGCACCUGAGGGCCUGACUCUCAGACCCGCCCCUCCCAAGCUACAUCUGUCGACGCCCAUGGGUACCAGCCAGACCCCGCACGAAGGCCGUGCACAGCCCAGGGGACUUCCACCACUGCAGAUCGGUACUGGUCUUUCGCCAGCGGGAGGCUCCAGCGAUGCAAGUGCACAUUCAAGAUCUGGGAGCUUUGGCGAGGUCCAGGCGAACGGUUCGGCCUCGUCGUACAAUGGCGCUCUUGGCUUCCUGCACAGGGGCUCGGAUCCAAUCUCAGCAAUAUCCCAGGGUGGCAGUGAUAGCGCUCCGUCGAUGGAGAGGGAGAACAGCAGCCAGCCACUGCCCGACCUGGAGAAAUUGGCUGCCGAGAAGGGGGCGCCACUUGAUGUGGAUGAUCUGGAUGACCUGGGCUUCAAAGCAGCCUCCGCGAAAGGCUUAAUCGAGGAGAAGGAUAACUUGGGUGAGGGAGCUGGAGGAGCAGUGACUAAGUGUGUUCUCAGGGGUGGAACCAAGGUGUUUGCUCUCAAGAUCAUCACAACAAACCCAGACCCAGAUGUCAAGAAGCAGAUCGUGCGCGAGCUCAACUUCAACCGAGAAUGCGCAAGUGACCAUAUCUGCAAAUACUAUGGCGCCUUUGUGGAUGACAGCACCGGGACCAUCAGCAUCGCCAUGGAGUUUUGCGAAGGUGGAUCUCUGGAUUCCGUGUACCGUGAAGUCAAGAAACUGGGUGGUCGAACUGGUGAGAAGGUGCUCGGCAAGGUGGCAGAAGGCGUUCUGAACGGCCUCACCUACCUCCACGCGCGCCGUAUCAUCCACCGCGACAUCAAGCCGAGCAACAUCCUCCUUUGCCGGAACGGACAAGUUAAGUUGUGCGAUUUUGGUGUUUCCGGCGAGUUCGGCACCAAGGGAGAUGCCAACACCUUCAUCGGAACAUCAUACUACAUGGCCCCUGAACGAAUUACUGGGCAGAGCUACACCAUCACCAGUGAUGUUUGGAGCCUCGGCGUCACAUUGCUAGAGGUCGCGCAACACCGAUUCCCGUUCCCUGCGGAUGGCACUGAGAUGAACCCCCGCGCUGGCCUCAUUGAUUUGCUUACCUACAUUGUGCGACAGCCGAUCCCGAAGCUCAAAGACGAGCCAGAGAAUGGCAUUCGAUGGUCCGAAAACUUUAAAUACUUUAUUGAGUGCUGUCUCGAGAAGGAGCCUCCUCGGCGAGCCUCACCAUGGCGCAUGCUAGACCACCCCUGGAUGCUCGAAAUGAAGACGAAGAAAGUCAACAUGGCCCACUUCUUGAAGCAAGUGUGGGAUUGGAAGGAUUAG
This is a messenger RNA of Paraphaeosphaeria sporulosa, 1440 nucleotides long. Its product is annotated as Pkinase-domain-containing protein. The coding region runs from base 1 to 1440 and encodes 479 amino acids. Gene Ontology annotation, molecular function: protein kinase activity; ATP binding. Gene Ontology annotation, biological process: protein phosphorylation. The record is from RefSeq and is a predicted model, not a curated record. Lineage: Eukaryota; Fungi; Ascomycota; Dothideomycetes; Pleosporales; Didymosphaeriaceae. The transcript has 3 exons.